AUGGUUGUAGGGGAUUGGAUUUGGUGGGGGUGGAUGGUGAAGAAAGAGGGGGAAGUAAGGAGGGAUGGGAAAGGAAGAUAUUAUGGGUGGGUUUUGGAUGUGGUUGUGGGGGAGUUUUGGGGGGGUGGGGGGGUAGUUGGAGUUAUAGUUUUAAUUAAAGGAAAGUUUAAUUUGUGUGUGAUGGGAUGGUUUGGGGGUGGUGGGGGGUGGGGGGGUGGGGGGGGGUGGGUUGGGGGGUGGGGUGGGUGGGGGGGGGUGGGGGGGUGGGUUUUUGGUAUGGUUGUUAGUAGUGGGGGGAUAUGUGGUUUGUGUGGUGUGAUGUGUGUUUGGGAGAUGUUGUUGAGUGGGUGUAGUAUUGUAGGUUUUGUGGAGUGUUUGUGUUUGGGUGGUGUGGGUGGGGUUUUGUGUGUGGGGGGGGGGGGGGGGGUUUGGUGGGUGUGUAUGGUUGGUGGGGUUGUUGUGGUGUGUGGGGUGUGUUGGUUGGGGGGGGGUUUGGUUGUGGUUUUUGAUGUUUGGUUGUUAGUAUUGUUGGUUAUGUAUGGUGAUAGGUGUGGGGGGGGAUAUAGGGGUUUGGGUGGAUUGGUAAGUGUGGUUGGGGUGGUUGUGGUGUGGGUGGUAUUUGUUGUUUGGGGUUGA
Molecule: messenger RNA, 636 nt
Organism: Knipowitschia caucasica
Lineage: Eukaryota; Metazoa; Chordata; Actinopteri; Gobiiformes; Gobiidae
Source: the annotation of a GenBank genome assembly